Podarcis raffonei (Aeolian wall lizard) is the source of this 5389-nucleotide messenger RNA. RefSeq names its product GLI family zinc finger 2 (gene GLI2). The coding region runs from base 688 to 5292 and encodes 1534 amino acids. Gene Ontology annotation, molecular function: RNA polymerase II cis-regulatory region sequence-specific DNA binding; DNA-binding transcription factor activity, RNA polymerase II-specific. The transcript is spliced from 14 exons. Lineage: Eukaryota; Metazoa; Chordata; Lepidosauria; Squamata; Lacertidae. Gene Ontology annotation, biological process: regulation of transcription by RNA polymerase II; smoothened signaling pathway. The record is from RefSeq and is a predicted model, not a curated record. Gene Ontology annotation, cellular component: nucleus.
GGCGUGGAUUAGAAUGAAAACAGAUCAGUCAAUGGAUUUGGACUCCGGAGAUCAUCUGACUUGAGUUAGCAAACCCCAACUGGAUUUCGAAGUGUGGGAGCGAGAGAGGAAAAGUUUCUUUCCCCCCUCCACCUCCUCUUUCUUUUUUAACUUUCCUCCACUGGCGGCGGCGGCGAUAGUGCUGGUGGGGGAAAGCAGAACCCUCCGCUCUCGCGCGCUCUCCUCCCCCUGCUGCGUUCCUUAAUUUCUCCCCGAGCGUGCGCGUCCGGGGAUGUCCUACGUUGGGAUGAUGGAUGGCAGGAGGGCAGAAACGCGGCGGCAGCCGAAGAAGCGCCCAGCACUUUUUUGAACUCUCCCUCUCUCCCUUUCCCGGACGAUCCUCAAUGAGCCUUCGAGAAGGAGGAGGAGGAGGAGAAAGGGGAAGCUUGCGCUCCAGCCGGGAUUUUUGGUAGCGGCAGCAGCAGCACCAUCAACAGCAGCAACUCCCGCUUUUCAAGAAGGGGUAGAAAAACGACGCACAAAAGGACUGCAAGCGGCAACAACCCUCCCUCCCUCCCUCCCUCCCCCCAAGCCCUGAAGUGGACGAUGGGGCGCUGGAUUCGCAGCCCUCUCCUGGAGCCGGAGCAGCCGCUGGCCCUGUGAAAAAGCAAACAAACUUCUCUUUGGGACUGGGGAGCUGGAAUAUGUAUGUCUAAGAUGGAAACAUCCACCUCAACUGCUGCUGGAAAGAAAGAAGGGAAAAAUGCCCUUCUGGAAGGCAAUGGUUUUAAUGAAACAACGAAGAAAACAACUCCUUUAGGAGCAGCCGCAGCAGCAGCAGUGACACAAGGAGUGCCACAGCAUCUUUUCCCAGCCUUCCAUGCUCCUUUGCCAAUUGACAUGCGUCACCAGGAAGGAAGAUACCAUUAUGAACCUCACUCUAUCCAUGCCAUUCAUGGACCUCCUACUCUGAGUGGUAGCCCUGUCAUCUCCGACAUCUCUCUCAUCCGCCUUUCUCCACACCCUGCGGGGCCUGCAGAGUCGCCUUUCAACCACCCUCACGCGUACAUGAACCCCCAUAUGGAGCACUACCUCCGCUCCAUGCAUGGCAGCCCGACCCUCUCUAUGAUCUCAGCAGCUCGAGGCCUCAGCCCAGCUGACGUAGCUCACGAGCAUCUGAAAGAACGAGGUCUCUUUGGCCUGCCCCCUCCUCCUCCAGGAGCCAACCCUGCGGACUACUAUCACCAGAUGACGCUCAUGGCCAGCCAUCCAAAUCCUUACGGGGACCUCCUUAUGCAGAGUGCGGGAGCAGCCAGUGCAACGCACCUUCAUGAUUACCUCAGCCCUGUAGAUGUGUCAAGAUUCUCCAGUCCACGAGUGACUCCAAGACUAAGUCGAAAGCGAGCGCUUUCUAUAUCUCCGUUGUCCGAUGCCAGCAUUGAUCUUCAGACAAUGAUCCGGACCUCGCCAAAUUCAUUGGUGGCUUAUAUAAAUAACUCCAGAAGUAGUUCUGCAGCAAGUGGCUCUUAUGGGCAUUUAUCAGCGGGGGCAAUAAGCCCAGCAUUCACUUUCCCUCACCCAAUCAACCCAGUGACGUACCAGCAAAUUUUGAAUCAGCAGAGAAGCUUGAGCUCAGCAUUUGGACAUACACCUCCCUUCAUCCAGCCAUCGCCGACGUUUCCUUCGCGGCAGCAUGUGGCCGUCAUCUCUGUCAAUUCCACUCCGGCUCAGAUCAGCAGCAACUGUGUCUCUGAUUCCAACCAGAGCAAGCAGAGCAGUGAGUCAGCUGUUAGCAGCACGGUCAACCCAGUCAUUAAUAAACGCAGCAAAGUCAAGACUGAAAUGGAGACUCUACCACCAGCUUCCCCGCCCACUCAGGAGCAUCUGACGGACUUGAAAGAGGAACUUGAUAAGGAUGAAUGCAAACAGGAGCCCGAAGUUAUUUAUGAGACCAACUGUCACUGGGAAAGUUGUGUGAAGGAGUAUGAUACUCAGGAGCAGCUUGUCCAUCAUAUCAAUAAUGAUCACAUUCAUGGGGAGAAGAAGGAGUUUGUCUGCCGUUGGCAAGAGUGUACGCGGGAGCAGAAGCCAUUCAAAGCACAGUACAUGCUGGUAGUGCAUAUGCGAAGGCACACUGGGGAAAAGCCACACAAGUGCACGUUUGAGGGUUGCUCCAAAGCCUAUUCGAGGCUAGAGAACUUGAAGACACACCUGAGGUCUCACACCGGUGAAAAACCUUACGUCUGUGAACAUGAGGGCUGCAAUAAGGCCUUUUCUAAUGCUUCUGACCGAGCAAAACACCAGAACAGGACGCAUUCCAAUGAGAAACCCUACGUCUGUAAAAUUCCGGGCUGCACAAAGAGAUACACAGACCCCAGUUCUCUCAGGAAACACGUGAAGACUGUGCACGGGCCAGAGGCCCAUGUCACCAAGAAACAACGCAAUGACGUUCACCUGAGACCGCCUGCACUGAAGGAAAACAGUGACAAUGAAGCAAGUGCCAAGCAGAGUGGAAAGCCUUCAGACGAGCAGGCUGAGGCAAACAGCACCACCAGAGGCAUGGAGGACUGCUUACAAGUCAAAACAAUAAAGACGGAGAACUCUGUGAUGUAUCAGUCCAGUCCUGGUGGCCAAUCCUCAUGCAGCAGUGAACCAUCACCACUUGGGAGCACCAACAACAAUGACAGUGGAGUCGAAAUGAACAUGCACAGUGGGGGAAGUCUGGGGGACCUGACCGCGUUGGAGGAUGGCACUCCUGUUGUAGACUCGACGGUCUCAUCUGGCAAUUCAACCGUCAGUCUGCAGCUGAGGAAACAAAUGACAACCAUGCAACGCCUUGAGCAGCUCAAGAAAGAGAAACUCAGGACAGUGAAGGAUUCUUGCUCGUGGGUGAAUCCGGCCCCACAAGUCAGAAAUACCAAGCUGCCUCCCAUCCCAGGCAAUGGCUGUCUACUGGACAACAUGGGUGGUGGUGGUUCUUCUGCAGCGCUGCCUAACCCAAGGAUAACAGACCUGUCCAUCAACGAGGUCACAAUGCUGAACCAACUAGUAGAACGUCGCGACAGCUCAACCAGCACCAUCAGCUCUGCCUACACCGUCAGCCGCAGGUCAUCAGGGAUAUCCCCUUACUUCUCCAGCCGCCGUUCCAGUGAAGCGUCACAGUUUGGAACCCGGCCAAACAACACAAGCUCUGCUGACUCCUACGACCCCAUUUCCACGGAUGCCUCUCGCAGAUCGAGCGACGCCAGCCAGUGCAGCGGAAUCCCAGGUCUUCUGAACCUCACACCGGUGCAGCACUACAGGCUGAAAGCCAAGUAUGCUGCUGCCACAGGGGGCCCUCCACCUACCCCCCUGCCUAACAUGGAAAGGAUGACCCUGAGGAAUAAAAUCUCCCUUCUGGAUGGGCCAGAGCCUGCUCUGCCUUCUUUUCGCCUUCCUCCUGGGCCACGGCGUUGCAGUGACAGCAACGCUUAUGGGUAUGGUGCGUCCCUGGGAUUUGCUCACGAUGGACCUGGCAACAAUGCAAGACGCGCAAGUGAUCCGGUGAGGAGACCUGCUGGAGAGCCAGUUUCCCUCCCCAGAGUCCAUCGUUUCAACAGCACCAACAGUAUGAACCCACUCCACCCUCCUGCAGAGAGAAGGAACUUCGGCCUUCCAAACUUUGCACGUUCCGAUGGAAGCCUCGCCAGGCACAUCUAUUCCCCACGGCCUCCGAGUAUCACCGAGAACGUUGCCAUGGAAGCGAUGUCUGGCGAGGCCGAUGGCUCCGUCGGAGAUGAUGACAUUGUGCUACCUGAUGAUGUAGUGCAAUACAUCAAAUCGCAAAACGGUGUCAUGGCCGCAGACAACUCUUCCGCAGGCUAUGGCAAUGAAAUGCAGAACUUCCAAGUGAAUGCAAAAGUGCAACACAGCAACCUGGGAAGCCAACUCAGCAGGGUGGCUGCUCCAGAUGUGGGUAUGAAUCACGCAGCUCCAAUGAUGAGUGAGUGUCACAUGAACUUUGGAGCAGAUUCUGACUUGAGCAAGAACAACAUGCCCGUCCAGUGGAAUGAAGUCAGCUCAGGUACGGUGGACGCAUCCUCUGCUCAAGCAAAGCAACAGUUCCCUCCACGUAACUUAGCUGUGGUUCAUCAAAAGCACAACUUUGGCCAGUACCAGAACUUUAGCCAUCAGCAGAUGCAGGUGGGUCAAAACAAUAUGAAUGGAAACCUGCAACAGUUUGUGCAGAAAAACACAAGCGUAGAUGGACAAAGAUUAAACUGCAUGCACUUAAGGCAGCAACAGGUGAAUCCGGGACCCAGUAACAAUCCAGAUUUGAACUCGCAUGAAGCGUACCAUCAGGUUCAUCAAAUGCUGAGCCCAAACACAAUGGGGGGUGACCUCAACCAGCUUUCUCCUCCCUGUAACAACAUGAUAUUGAAGCCUGCAUCCCAUGCUCAUCCUCAGCAGAUAGAUAUUAUGGCUGAUCCCACAUCAAUGGUUGACAGUAGCAGAGAAUGCAUAAUGCACAGUCAGGUCACACAGGAACCAGGACACCAGCAGGGCUUUUCGUCUCAGCCAAACCACAUGAACUUUCCCAUGACACAGGAAGUCUUCCAUCAACCUUCUGCAUUAAUGACCUCCAGUCAGCAAGACUUUGAGCCACAACAGGAUAUGAUAGGUACUGUUGCACAGAGCUUCCCUUCUGGUCUAGUUCAGCCUCAUCCUCCACCUAAUCCCAGUCCAGCGAACAGGCACCGAGGGAUGUGUGCUAUGCAACACUUGGGCUACAUGAGAAUAUCUCACCCGGCUAAUGAUGUGAGCCCAGGGCAGGAAAGGGUAGAGUUCACCCCCAAGAGAACAACUGGUGUAGCAUCAUCGCAGCCACAGCAAUACAAUAACAGCAUGGGGGGAAACCAUUUGAUGCACUAUUAUGGCCAAAUACACAUGUAUGAACAAAAUGGGAAUUUUAAUACCCAUGCAGACUGUAGUGUAAGACAACAGCAGUGUGCACUGAACAUCAAGCCAGGCACAAUGCCAUCUCCUGGGGCUAAUCAAGUAUCAAGCACUGUGGACUCACAGGUUCUGGAGCCUCCUCAGAUAGAUUUUGAUGCCAUCAUGGAUGAUGGGGACCAUUCAAGUCUGAUGUCAGGGACCCUGAGCCCUAGCAUCCUACAGAAUCUCUCCCAGAACUCUUCCCGCCUUACAACUCCCCGAAACUCUCUGACACUGCCAUCCAUACCAGCUGGAAUUAGUAAUAUGGCAAUAGGGGACAUGAGCUCUAUGUUGACAACCCUAGCAGAAGAAAGUAAAUUUCUGAACAUGAUGUCUUAAUGCUUAAAGCAUAACUGUCUAGAAGUAUCCAAGAGAUUACAUGCUAAGCAAUUUUAUGAUUCUUUUUUUAAAAAAUAAAAAAGGUUUCCAUAGAGUA